AUGCGUGGUCUAAUAAGCACACAAGAUCGGAUGUUUAUACAUCCAGUUUUCUUUUUUGGUCUAGUCCUUUUUUGUCUUAUGAUAUUACCAAAUCUAAUCUUAUCUGGUGUUGUUGUGAAAAAUGUUGUACCUGAUAACUGCCCCGGAUGUUAUUAUAAUGGAAAAUGUAUGUGUUCUAAUCAAACUGUCAUGUUUAGAAGAAUAUAUGAUUGUAUUCUUCUGGAAUGCAGAGGAAACUACGCUGACAUUAAGAAAAGGUAUUGCCUAGAUCCAACAGGAAAUUGUAUGCCCAAUGAAGAAAAGUGGCGUGGUACCAUCGAAACUACGUGUGUAACAUUUUACUGCGACAUUAUCAAUGAUAAGGCGCAACUAAGUAUUGUGUUUGAUCUAGUUUGUUUGCCAGAUCAUGUCGUCGGAAGUAAAUUAUACUUUAUAGAACCCCGCGUCGCACUAUGUUAA
Octopus sinensis (East Asian common octopus) is the source of this 459-nucleotide messenger RNA. RefSeq lists its product as uncharacterized. The record is from RefSeq and is a predicted model, not a curated record. NCBI's taxonomy places the organism in Eukaryota, Metazoa, Mollusca, Cephalopoda, Octopoda, Octopodidae. The coding region runs from base 1 to 459 and encodes 152 amino acids. The transcript is spliced from 5 exons.